Messenger RNA from Blepharisma stoltei, 258 nucleotides. Lineage: Eukaryota; Ciliophora; Heterotrichea; Heterotrichida; Blepharismidae. The record is from the annotation of a GenBank genome assembly.
AUGGAUAAGGAUAAGUCUUUAAAUUGUUACGAAAAUAAGCAAAGAGUUCAGGAGCAACCUAUACUCACAACUAAAAAUAUUAGAAAUCGGCUUUCACAAUUUGUUGAUUCUGAAAUUCAGCAUGCAAAUUUUAAGCCGUGAAUAGCUCAUAAUAGCGAAGAAACAAAUAAAGGUAAAUCAGAAGAUGACUUACUCUUUCCAUCCUAUAAGCACAUAAAAUGAUGAUAUUACAAACCCAUUCUCUCUCGCAUCUGCUAA